Molecule: messenger RNA, 633 nt
Organism: Amphimedon queenslandica
Lineage: Eukaryota; Metazoa; Porifera; Demospongiae; Haplosclerida; Niphatidae
Product: TNF receptor-associated factor 4-like
Exons: 1
Molecular function (GO): zinc ion binding
Source: RefSeq, a predicted model, not a curated record
AUGGCUACUGCUGAUGGGUGGACAUAUGGUGGUUAUAGCUAUAAGUAUGUUGAUGGCAAUCCCCCAGAUGAGUAUCGAUGCCACAUCUGUAGAUUGGUAGCACGGGAUCCUCAACAAGUUACCUGCUGCUACAAUAUAUACUGUAAGAGCUGUCUGGAUAUACUGAAGAGGAAGGGCCGAGGGUUUAUCUGCCCAACUUGUCGUAGCUCACUAGAAGGAAAGUACUUUAAAGAUGGAAGAGUAGAACGAGGAAUAAAGUCACUUAAGGUUUAUUGCACUAACACUGAUAGUGGGUGCCAAUGGAUGGGGACUAUUAAUGAUAUUGACGCCCAUCUUGAGACCUGCCCUAAAGCUAUCAUACCAUGUGAAUACAAUACUGUUGGAUGUGAUAAAGGAAUGAAGAGAGAAGAACAAGAGAAGCACAAUGAAGAAUCAAUAACGGCACACCUACAACUGACAAAGGAGCAACUAGAAGUAACAAACGAUCAACUGGAAUUGAAAAAUGAGCAACUACAGACAACAAAUGAACACCUACAACUGACUGAACAGCAAUUGAAAGUGGCUAUAAAGACAAUACAAUCUCUAAAAGCAAGACUACAAGAGCAUGAAAAUCUAUUGACGACAUCAACUGAA